UAAACUACAAAGAAUCUGUUUUCUCCAAACCGAAACUGACUAAUCUCCGACUUCCCGUUUCUCUGACUUUGCCACUGUUAAACUUACGCCACUCGCAUCCCCACAAAAACCCACACAGAAAGAUGCCAAAUUAACACCUUCUAGGCUUUCUUUGUUCUGUCUGCGUCUCUGUCUUCGGUUUCUUCCCGUCCCAUGUUGAUGUACGUAGCACCAACAUACAUCCACACACCCUUUCUUUUCAUAUCGUCCUUUUGAUUUCGCAAUGGCUAACAACAACACCAACCACAAACCCACCACCACCAAGAAGGAAGCUCAGGCCUUGCUCCUCGGCCGCUUCGAGGUCGGUAAGCUCCUUGGCCAUGGCACCUUUGCCAAGGUCUAUCAUGCCCGCAACGUCAAGACCGACGAGAGCGUCGCCAUCAAGGUUAUCGACAAGGAGAAGAUCCUCAAGGGUGGCCUCAUCGCCCACAUCAAGCGAGAGAUCUCCAUCCUCCGCCGAGUCCGCCACCCCAAUAUUGUCCAGCUUUUCGAGGUCAUGGCCACCAAGUCCAAGAUCUUCUUCGUCAUGGAGUUGGUCCGCGGCGGCGAGCUCUUCAACAAGGUCGCCAAGGGUCGCCUCAAGGAGGACGUAGCCCGCAAGUACUUCCAGCAAUUGAUCUCCGCCGUCGGAUUCUGCCAUUCCCGUGGCGUCUUCCACCGCGACCUGAAGCCCGAAAACCUACUUCUCGACGAGAACGGCGAUCUCAAGGUCUCCGAUUUCGGUCUCAGCGCCGUUUCCGACCAGAUUCGCCAGGACGGGCUGUUCCACACGUUUUGCGGCACGCCGGCCUAUGUUGCGCCCGAGGUUUUGGCACGGAAGGGGUACCAGGCGUCGAAGGUGGAUAUUUGGUCCUGUGGGAUUGUACUCUUCGUUUUGAUGGCCGGCUAUUUGCCCUUUCACGAUCAGAACAUAAUGGCUAUGUACAAAAAGAUUUACAAGGGCGAAUUUCGAUGCCCGCGAUGGUUCUCUCCGUCGCUGACUCGGCUCCUUACCCGUCUUCUGGAUACAAAUCCGGAAACCCGGAUUACGAUCCCGGAGAUCAUGGAGAACAAGUGGUUUAAAAAAGGGUUUAAGCUCAUCAAGUUCUAUAUCGAGGAUGACAAGCUUUGUAAUGUCGUGGAGGAGAAGGAGGAGGCGGAUGAGGAUGAAAAGUCGGCCUCGGACCAAUCCGAAUCGGACUCGGACUCAGGGUUCGAUACGAGGAUUACAAGGAGGGUGAAUACAUUGCCGAGACCGGCGAGCUUGAACGCGUUCGACAUCAUAUCAUUCUCGCGCGGGUUCGAUCUCUCCGGGUUGUUCGAGGAGAGAGGAGAGGAGGCGAGGUUCGUAUCGGGCGCGCCGGUGUCCAAGAUUAUAUCGAAACUGGAGGAAAUCGCGAAGCUGGUGAGCUUCACGGUGAGGAAGAAGGAUUGCCGGGUCAGCUUGGAGGGGUCGAGGGAGGGCGUGAAGGGACCGUUAACCAUUGCCGCCGAGAUUUUCGAGUUGACGCCGUCGUUGGUGGUGGUGGAGGUGAAGAAGAAAGGCGGAGAUAGAGGAGAAUACGAGGACUUCUGCAACAGAGAAUUGAGACCCGGUUUGCAGAAUUUGAUGCUAGAGGAAGCCGCCUGUUCGUUUUCAUCUGCUUCAGUCCAAACACCUUCGGAAACUUCUUCGUUUCUACCUUCGGUUACUUCUUCAUUUCUACCUUCGGAUACUGAAUAAAGGAUAAAGGAAGAGAAAGAAACAGAGGGAAAGAAGGGAGAAGGGGCUUGUGGAAAGUUGGCUAUGUAUUAAUCAAUGGAGGCCUUUUGAGCAGUGGAGCUUAAUUUUGUGAAGGUGUUGACGCUAAGCCCUAAAUUUUGAUUUGGAAACUUUGACAAUGGAGUGCAAUUUAGUUACAGGCAUUCUGACUUAGAGCUGCUUUGUAAAGGGAUUUUUUUUUUUUCUAAAUAUGACUG
Carya illinoinensis is the source of this 1977-nucleotide messenger RNA. Its product is annotated as CBL-interacting serine/threonine-protein kinase 12-like. Gene Ontology annotation, biological process: signal transduction; protein phosphorylation. Gene Ontology annotation, molecular function: ATP binding; protein kinase activity. Bases 263 to 1741 code for a protein of 492 amino acids. NCBI's taxonomy places the organism in Eukaryota, Viridiplantae, Streptophyta, Magnoliopsida, Fagales, Juglandaceae. The record is from RefSeq and is a predicted model, not a curated record. The transcript has 2 exons.